AAAGACAAGCAUUUGCUAACUACAUAAGCACUCUUUACACACUUUUAAUGUCAUCUUGACAAAACCGCUGCUCGCAGCUUCGUAUAGCUGAAAGCGGACCAUGGCGGCUGCCAUGAGCAGCAACACAUCCACGCUUCAGAUCAAGUAUUCCAGUAUCGAGCAUACGCGGAAACGCAUAGACCCUCGGAGGAGACAAGCCGCGCUGUCUUUUCUCAGUAACAUUUCUUUGGAUGGUCGACCCGUGCAAGAUGAUGCCGACAAUCAGAUCGAAGAGGAUAAUUCAAUUGAGGCCAGGACUAGACAGAGCCUGGUUUCCACAGCAGAGCGCCCGCUGUACGCGGUUGGCAGUGGCGCUGCGGUAGCAACCUCCACCGCCGCCCAGGCGCUCGCUAUUGCAAACCAGGCUCUGAUUGCUAACACCCGAGCCAGUUUUGGGAUUGGUCCCACCGCUGCAGCUCCAGCAUGUACAGAUCCGGAAGGGGAUGCUUUCGGUCCUUCGAUUUUCAGUUCGUCCUUCUCUGUAGUACCAGCCGCGACUAGAAGCAGGCUCCAGACCUACACUCAGGGAGUCGUGCCUGCUGCCCACCCUAGGCAGGCUUCCCAGGUCUGCUGUCUAGAGGGAGGACAGAUCGCCAACUCGGGACUGGAACUGCAGAGAUCAAGACGGAGGCUCAUUUCUCAGCGUUCCUCCUUGGAGACACUGGAAGACAUUGAGGAGAACGCCCCUCUACGCAGAUGCAGAACCCUCUCAGGUUCACCCCGACCAAAGAGCUUCAAGAAGGUUCACUUCAUCAAGAACAUGAGGCAACAUGAUAUACGCAAUGGAAGGAUAGUCCUAAUCAGUGGCAGAAGAUCCCUUUAUAGUGUAUUUUCUGUCCUGCCCUAUCGAGAUUGUAGCCAAGCAGGGGAUGUGAAACUGGAAAGCGGGCGGCAGCGGCACCCCUCGGGCGGGGUCAGUGCCAAGGAGAUGGUGAUCGGGCUGGAGGGAGUGGAGCUGGGGGCCGACGGAAAGACUGUGUCGUACACCCAGUUCCUGUACCCCACCAACGCCCUGGGCAGCGGACGCAGGAACACCAUAGACUCCGUGUCGUCCUUCACUCAGUCUCGUAACGUCAGCCACCGCAGUCUCAGCCUGGCCCGGGCCAACAGCAACCAGAGCAGCAUCGACACGGGGAACGAUCUGGGGGACUUGAUCCGGGAGUACGACCCUAAUCUGUUGGACGAUCCCCAGUGGCCGUGUGGGAAGCACAAGAGAGUCCUAAUCUUCCCCUCAUACAUGACUACAGUCAUAGAGUACGUCAAGCCUUCUGACCUCAAGAAGGACAUGAACGAAACAUUCAAGGAGAAGUUCCCCCACGUACGGCUGACCCUCAGCAAAGUCCGGAGUCUGAAGAGAGAGAUCCGUAAGUUGGCCCAGGAGGAGUGUGGCUAUGAGGAACCCACCGUAGCCAUGGCCUUCGUCUACUUCGAGAAGCUGGUCCUCCAGGGGAAACUCAACAAGCAGAACCGCAAACUCUGUGCCGGCGCCUGCGUCCUGCUCGCCGCCAAGAUCGGCGGAGACCUCAAGAAGCAUGAGGUCAAGCAGCUCAUAGAUAAACUGGAGGAGAGGUUUCGUGUGAACAGGAGGGAGCUGAUAGCCUUUGAGUUCCCUGUGUUGGUGGCCCUGGAGUUCAACCUGCACCUGCCUGAGAACGAGGUCAUGCCACACUACAGACGCCUCGUCCAGACCUCCUAGCAUUAGUGACCCAUCAGGAGGAGAACCCACACCCAGCCCUCCUGAUCCAGGACCAGGAGACCUACCCUACUGGACCACCCCACCUAACCGAGUCCCACGACCAGCUGGUCUCCCUGCAGCCUGGAGAUCCAUAGGGCUGGAGCUCCUCUACACUCUACUGCAGACCACAUUCAUAUGUACAUUUUCAGAUCGAGACUUGAAAGCAGCCAAAGUUACCCAUAUUCUUACUUCAACAUUCUUCUCAUACUUUUACUUCUACUUUCUUUAACACUAUCUACACCUUCAAAAGAUUGGUAGCUGAAAGUUGGCGAAAGCUGUUCAUAACAAUUAUUUUUUUGUUGUUGUAAUCCUUGCUUGGCAUGUUUUGGUUGCCUUAUGAUUGUCGUGGAGAAUGACGCAAACCUGUCGCGUGGCCGAUUUUGACAGGACUGUUAUCCCAGUAACUCUGUGCUUUUUGAAAAAACGUUUUCCAGUCUCUCCUCGCUAGAAGUGCACUUUUAGAAUAUUCUAGACAUGGAUAGAGGCCAUUUUCGGAGACUCUUGACUGGGUGAGGGUUGUGAAACAAACUCAUUCGGCUCAAUUUGAGUUGACUCAAACCCUGGAAGGGAAGUUGCUCUAAAUGGCUUUCAAUAUAUUUUCUAAUCCAUUUUCUUUUUCUGUUUCCCAGCCACCAAUACCGCGAUCCGCAUGCCAAUUUAUCGACACAACCUUUUUAGAUUGCAAAAUACUUACAGAUUUAAUAGGAUUUUAUACUGUAUAUUAUUCAGUACAUUUAAGUAUUCUUCUUGUUUUCUACCUGUUGAGUGCUUGCUUUGGACAUUAUGUGAAUGGGCCCACUCUUAUCAUUCAAUGUGUAAUCUCCUGUGCUCUAUGUUAGAGUGUAUCAUCGGCACGUUUCCAGUGCUUUUACUGGAGUGGGUGGAAAGGUAUCAGAAGUAGGGCAUGAUGUUGCCAAUGCUACAGCUCUGAUCUUGAAACUGAACUUGAAUUAGCGUCAUAAUCAAAAUAUCUGUCAAGGCUUGACUAAGUGUUUGAUAUGGCAGGUGAUGAAUUUGUCACGGUCACAAUAUGAUUGUGCCAUCUGUCUUUUAUGACGAGUGGUUCCAGUUCUAAGGUCACCAUUGUUAUGGUCCCAGUCAGUAUUAAAUAGAACGUUGUUGCCCUGCCCACCUGUAGGGAAAAUAACCUUGGCUCACAGCAAAAACGUGACCUUUUUUCAAACACAAUUUUCUUGUUGUCUGCUUGAUUUUGUCAAUUUCAAAAUAACAGUUAAGGAAAAUAAAAUAUGUCUAAGGAUGAAUUUUCAACAUUGCCUGCUCCCAAGCGUUCUCACUACUUAGAAAAUUGUAAUAUUGUAGGGCUUCCCUCAUGCCCCUUUUCAUGAAGGUGCUAAUGUUAGCAACGUGAGUGCUAGCUAGCUACCAACCAGAACAUUAAACUAGCCAAGACCAACAACACAAACAAACGGACUAUAAAGUAGUGAUUGGAGUUACACACGGACUAUACUACAUUAGUUAAAUGUCUUUCUUACCUGUGAUUUAAAUGUUUUCCAAACAAAUGGCUAUGUGUAGCCUACUUGGACACUGGGUCACCACAAUUUCCCACACUCCCACACUGAAUAGUCUGAAGCCACAGGGCUCUUCUCGCAUGCUCUAUUUCCCUACGUGGGACCAUUGCAAACCGUAGGUCGGGAUUUACCUGGUUACAUGUACAUAAACAUGUACAGCGCAUUCGGAAAGUAUUCAGACCCCUUUACUUUUUCCACAUUUUAUGUUACAGCCUUAUUAUAAAACUGAUCCUCAUCAAUCUACGUAAGUAUUC
This is a messenger RNA of Oncorhynchus mykiss (rainbow trout), 3557 nucleotides long. Its product is annotated as CDK5 and ABL1 enzyme substrate 1. Gene Ontology annotation, cellular component: cytosol. Lineage: Eukaryota; Metazoa; Chordata; Actinopteri; Salmoniformes; Salmonidae. The record is from RefSeq and is a predicted model, not a curated record. Gene Ontology annotation, biological process: regulation of cell cycle; nervous system development.